This is a messenger RNA of Halichondria panicea, 2342 nucleotides long. RefSeq names its product DNA replication licensing factor MCM6-like. Gene Ontology annotation, cellular component: MCM complex; nucleus. The transcript has 13 exons. Lineage: Eukaryota; Metazoa; Porifera; Demospongiae; Suberitida; Halichondriidae. Bases 572 to 2320 code for a protein of 582 amino acids. Gene Ontology annotation, molecular function: single-stranded 3'-5' DNA helicase activity; single-stranded DNA binding; ATP binding. Gene Ontology annotation, biological process: double-strand break repair via break-induced replication; mitotic DNA replication. The record is from RefSeq and is a predicted model, not a curated record.
CCCUAGUUUGUAAGCUCAACAACCAGGUGAUGAUGUCUCAAGCAUUAGCAGCAGAAGCCACGUUCAUUACACAGCAAGCUACAUUUGAGGUACAAGAGCAGCCCCUCCCCCCAGAGGAUAAAGCCAGAGAAAUGCAAGUCCCCCUGAAAAUAUUACGAUAGAAACUAUUGUAUCACAAAACACCACACGACAGCAAAGUGAUGAAGUCAUAGCAACGCAAGACAACUCUCUGCAGUAUUUGGCCGAAUAUAUGGUUGGAAAAUUGCCGUGUGCUUGUGCUGCCAAGACAAGGUUCACAGAGGUCACCAGUAGAGCACAUCCAAUGGACACCACUAUAGACAAAGCUUCACCAAAAGAGCCUACAAUGGAUACACUAUUAUUGUCUGACACAAGGAGACCAAUUGUCAACAAUGUUAUUGCAAGUACUGCAGGUGAACAGUCCUGACCGUGUCUGGAUACAGCUGGCUGAGUACCCAGAGCAUGACCUGGAGGCGCUAUCAAUUGCUGUGACCACCAGUGACUGUGAGCAGAGGCGAGUCUUGAGAUUAUUCUGCGAGUUGAAGCUGUAGAGAUGGUGCAGGCUGGAGACAAGUGUGACUUCAUCGGGACGCUCGUUGUCGUCCCUGACGUCUCACAGCUGCGUACAGAGGGAGUGAGGGCGGAGACAUCGACUCGUAUGCGUGAUGGGGAGGGGUACGAUAGGGACGGAGUGAGAGGACUCAAGGCUCUCGGUGUAAGAGACCUCACGUAUCGACUGGCGUUUCUAGCAUGUGCUGUACAACAGACACAGCCCGGGUUUAGUGGGUGUGAUCUGACAGGGGAGGAUCAAACAGCGGAGAGUAUUCGUAAGCAGAUGACCGAUGCCGAGUGGUCACGUAUCUACGAGAUGAGUCAGGAUAAAAAUCUUUACCAGAACCUUAUCAACUCACUCUUCCCCACCAUUCACGGCAAUGAUGAGGUGAAGCGAGGUGUUCUACUGAUGCUGUUCGGUGGUGUGCCCAAGACGACCAUGGAGGGGACUCAUCUCCGUGGGGACAUCAACGUGUGCAUCGUGGGGGACCCGUCCUGUGGCAAGAGCCAGUUCCUCAAGAGAGUGGAGGAGUUCAGUCCUCGUGCAGUGUACACUAGUGGCAAGGCCUCGACAGCAGCUGGACUCACAGCUGCCGUGGUCAAGGACGAGGAGAGUCACGAGUUUGUUAUAGAGGUUGGCGCUCUCAUGCUCGCUGACAAUGGAGUUUGUUGUAUUGACGAGUUUGACAAGAUGGACCUCAAAGACCAAGUAGCCAUUCAUGAAGCCAUGGAGCAACAGACCAUUUCAAUCACCAAGGCUGGUGUCAAGGCAACCCUCAAUGCUCGUACAUCCAUCCUAGCUGCGGCUAAUCCGAUUGGUGGUCGCUAUGACCGGUCAAAAUCACUCAAGAUGAACAUCCAGCUCACUGCUCCCAUCAUGUCACGCUUUGACCUCUUCUUCAUCAUAGUAGACGAAUGUAACAAGGUGACUGACUAUGCCAUCGCUAGGCGUAUUGUGGACCUCCACAGUCACAAGACAGAGGCAGUGGAGCGUGUCUAUUCCCUCGAGGAGAUCCAACGCUACGUAUUGUUUGCUCGUCAGUUCAAGCCUCGUAUCAGCCCCACCUCUGGUGAGUACAUGGUGGAGCAGUACAAGAAGCUACGGCAGAGAGACUGCUCGGGCGUGGCUCGGUCGUCAUGGAGAAUCACCGUGAGACAGUUGGAGAGUUUGAUACGACUCGCGGAGGCCAUGGCCAGGAUCCACUGCUCUGAUGAGGUACAACCCAAGCAUGUGAAGGAAGGCUUUCGUUUGCUCAAUAAGUCCAUUAUUCGUAUGGAGACUCCUGACAUCAACUUUGACGAGGAUGAACAGAUCAUCAAUGUAAUAAAUGGGGACUGCAUGACCAAUGGUGAGAAUAGUGUCAAUGGCGAGAAUGGAGUGAACGGCCAUACUCCAAUAGAUCAAUCAGAUCCAUCCACCCAACCGCCGGUGAAGACCAAAAAGAUACGAGUUACGUAUGAGGAAUAUCGUAUCAUCUCCAACCUGCUCAUCCUGCACAUGCGUCAGAGCGAGGAGGCAGACAAAGAUUCUAGCGGAGUUCGUGAAGGUGACCUAGUGAACUGGUACCUGAAGGAGGUGGCUGAUGACAUAGAGAAUGUGGAGGAGCUGACGGAGAAGAAGCUCCUCAUGGAGAAGGUCAUCGAGAGACUUGUGCAACAUGACCACAUUCUGUUGCCGUUGGUGAUGGGGGAGGAGUCAGACGAAGAUCCAUUCCUGGUGGUUCAUCCCAACUACGUCGUUGAGACAUGAACACAUCGAACAUUAUUUUGUU